Molecule: messenger RNA, 7423 nt
Organism: Sarcophilus harrisii (Tasmanian devil)
Lineage: Eukaryota; Metazoa; Chordata; Mammalia; Dasyuromorphia; Dasyuridae
Gene: KIF14
Product: kinesin family member 14
Exons: 31
Coding region: 348-5267 (1639 amino acids)
Biological process (GO): microtubule-based movement
Molecular function (GO): microtubule motor activity; microtubule binding; ATP binding
Source: RefSeq, a predicted model, not a curated record
CGGAGAGCAAACCCAAACAAACUCAAGUUUCUUCCGUGAAGGGGCGGGACGAAGCGAAGACGCGGCGUCUGACUUGCUCUUCUGACAGCCAAUCAGGAGGCUGGGUGCUCAUUCAAACCUGGCCCGGCGCGAGGGCGCGGCUGGAGGUGGAGGUUCAGUUCAUUGUCUAUACUGCUUAUUGAAGGUAUAUAUAUACAAAUGGACUGGUUAUCCGUUUAAUUAUAUAUCAUCAUCUGAAUAACAGAUUUUUUUAAAAUGUCUUCAAGAAAAGACCAGAAAUCAUAAACAUUCUCAAAGAGUUAAAUUCCUCAGCUUGAGUCCUUUUUAAAAGACUAUUUGUUAUUAAUAUGUCAAUGUACAAUACAACUUUUAUACAAAAUCGCAAUGAUGCCUUUGGUUUAUCUUCACAAAAUAAAUCAUCACUUACUGCCCUUAACCAAAGCAGCAGACUUAAGCAACAUAUGAAAUCAGAGAUUCCAGAGUGUGAAAAUGAUGAUUCGUUGUCAAAAUCUCUGAAUAAAAUCAAAGAAGUAAAUAGGACUUAUGUUAUUUCAGCCUGUAAAAAAGUACCAGAAGUAUCUCUCACACCUAACUUGGAAGGCAAGUUGGCACUCCAAAGAAGAACUAGAAAAAUUCAAGAACAACCUUUGCUUGGUAGUCAGCUACAGGAAGAAACAACAGGAAAACUUACAUUGCAGCGUCGGAUAACAACAGACACUUUGGAAAAGUGUAAGACAAAUAAAAAUGUGCCAAAUGGAGUCUACAAUGAGAAAUCUGGUUUGCAACAGAGCAAUAAAAGUGUAAAGACAGCAAACACUGAUAAACUCUCUUUAGGUAAAUCUGUUUCAUCUGUAGUUGAAGAUAUAAAACAAAAAAACCCACCUAUUGAUGAAAAAAACAAUGAAAAAUUUUCAAUUCCCAGGGCAGAAAAUGGCAACCUUUUACAUGAUAGGUCUUCUGUUUUUCAAGCAGUUGAGCCCCAAAGUCAGAAUGAAGUUAGUAGAUUAGGACACUCAGCAGGAAUGAAGCCUAUGCAGAACUCAUCUGAUGUAAAGAUAACUACAACAGGAAAUUUAAGUCAUAGAAGUGUUGGAAAGGAAACAACGAAAAAUUUAAAUAAUAAAUUUGGAAGUAUGGAAAAACCAAGAACACCCAGACAGUGGAUUAUGGAAGAAAGCAAAUUUACACCAAAAAGUAGUAUUCCACAGGGCAGAGUCACAGCUUUGUCAAUUCCGAAAAAUAGGACAUGUCUUCAGAUUGUGCAAAAACAAAAAAGCACACCUAGUUCUUUCCUUGAAAAUAAAAGGGAAAGAUCACAAGAAAAUACUUUAUUGAGAGAAGAAACUACUCAGAACACAUAUAGACAAUCAAAUCUUUUGAAGGUGGAGAAUAGUCAAGUGAUAGUGGCUGUACGAGUAAGACCUUUCAGCAGCAGAGAGAAAACUGAUAACGCAUCUCAGGUGGUUUUCAUGAAUGGCCAAGAGACAACCGUACAACAUCCCGACAUGAAACAGAACUAUAAUUUUGUUUAUGACUUUUCAUUCUGGUCUUUUGACAAAUGUCAUCCUAACUAUGCAAGCCAGAGUACAGUAUAUGAGACAUUAGCAGUGCCACUUCUGGAAAGAGCCUUUGAAGGAUAUAACACUUGUCUCUUUGCUUAUGGACAGACCGGCUCUGGAAAAUCAUAUACGAUGAUGGGAUUUGGGGAAGAACUGGGAAUAAUUCCCAGAUUUUGUGAGGAUCUCUUUUCUCAAAUAGCCAAAAAAGAAACACAAGAGGUUUCCUAUCACCUUGAAAUGAGUUUCUUUGAAAUCUACAAUGAAAAAAUUCAUGAUUUACUUGUGUGUAAAGCUGAAAAUGGACAGAAGAAACAACCUCUCAGAAUAAGAGAGCACCCAGUUUCCGGACCCUACGUAGAAGCUCUGUCAGUGAAUGUUGUGAGUUCUUAUUCUGAUGUCCAGGGUUGGCUUGAAUUGGGAAAUAAGCAAAGAGCAACUGCUGCUACUGGUAUGAAUGAUAAAAGUUCCCGGUCACAUUCGGUUUUUACUUUGGUGAUGACCCAAACAAAGACAGAAUUUGUGGAAGAUGAAGAACAUGAUCACAGGAUCAUCAGUCGCAUAAAUUUAAUUGAUUUGGCUGGCAGUGAACGUUGUUCAACAACACGGACUAGUGGGGAACGGUUGAAGGAAGGUGUGAGUAUUAACAAGUCACUCUUAACUUUGGGAAAGGUUAUUUCUGCUCUUUCUGAGCAAGCAAACCGAAAAAGAGUUUUUAUUCCUUAUCGUGAAUCUGUUCUUACAUGGUUGUUAAAAGAAAGCUUAGGUGGAAAUUCAAAAACUGCAAUGAUUGCUACAAUUAGUCCAGCUGCUAGUAGCAUAGAAGAAACAUUGAGCACACUUCGAUAUGCUAAGCAAGCCGGUCUGAUAAUCAACAUUGCCAAAGUAAAUGAAGAUGUGAAUGCCAAGUUAAUUAGAGAACUAAAAGCAGAAAUUGAAAAGCUGAAAGCCACUCAACGAAACACUCGGAAUAUUGACCCUGAACGAUACAGACGCUGUCAGCAAGAAAUAACUUCCUUAAGAAUGAAACUUCACCAACAAGAAAAGGAAAUAGCAGAAAUGCACAGGGCAUGGAGAGAAAAACUUGAACAAGCAGAAAAAAGAAAGCUUCAGGAAACUAAGGAAUUGCAGAAAGCAGGAAUUACAUUCAAAAUGGAUAAUCGUUUACCAAAUCUUGUCAAUCUCAAUGAAGAUCCACAAUUAUCAGAGAUGUUACUCUAUAUGAUAAAAGAAGGAAAAACUACUGUUGGGAAGUACAAACCAAAUUCAGAUCAUGAUAUUCAGUUAUCAGGGGUGCUAAUUGCUGAUGAUCACUGUAUUAUUAAAAAUUUUGAUGGAACAGUCAGUAUUAUUCCACUAGGAGAUGCAAAAACAUAUGUAAAUGGAAAACAUAUUUCAGAAUCUACCAUUCUGCAUCAUGGCGAUCGUGUCAUUCUUGGUGGAGAUCAUUAUUUUAGAUUUAAUCAUCCAGUAGAAGUACAGAAAGGAAAAAUAUCAUUUUGUGGGUCUCUUCUCACAAAUGAUUGUCCAAAAGACUUUGAGUUUGCAAAAAAUGAAUUGCUUAUGGCUCAGAGAUCACAACUUGAAGCGGAAAUAGAAGAGGCACGGUUAAAAGCUAAGGAAGAAAUGAUGCAAGGAAUCCAGAUUGCAAAAGAAAUGGCUCAGCAAGAACUGUCUUCUCAAAGAGCUGCCUAUGAAAAUAAAAUAAAAGCCCUGGAAACAGAACUGAAAGAAGAAUCUGAGAGGAAGAAAAUGCAGGAAAUAAAUAAUCAGAAGGCUAAUGACAAAAUACAGGAAUUAGAAAAAGCAAAACAGCAUCUGGAACAGAAAGUCCAUGCUAAUAAAAAGCGAUUAGAAAUGGAAACUUUGGCUACAAAACAGGCCUUAGAAGAUCAUACUGUUCGGCAUACAAAGAUUCUUGAAGCUUUGGAGGCUGAGAAGCAGAAAAUUGUUAAAGAAGUACAGAUUUUACAACAGAAUCGGAAUAACAAGGAUAAGAUGUUAACAAUUCAGCCUAAUUGGAAUUUCAUGAAGCUCUCAAUGAUGAUCCAAGAAGCCAACACCAUUAGCAACAAAUUAAGAAAGUGUUAUGUUUUUUAUAGGCAUGAUAUAUCAAGUGAAGGAAAUACUAUUGAGCCUUUUGUUCAGGUCCAAAUUCGUAAUGUUCAACUGGGAAUUUCAACUUUCUGGAGCCUGGAAAAGUUUGAAUCUAAACUUGCAGCAAUGAAAGAACUUUAUGAGAAUAAUAGUAGUGUUAAAAGUGAAGAUAUCUUUUAUGAUCCAGAAGAUGAAUGGGAACCUGAUUUAGCAAAUACAACAGUUUCUUCAUUUUCUAGAAGGAGGAGUAGGAGUUUGAUGAAGAAUAGGAGAAUUUCUGGAUGUUUGCAAGAUAUAAAAGUCCAUCCAGUUCAGAAUCUAAAUUCUACAUCAGGUUUAAUGGAGAAAUCAGACAGUAUUUAUUCAAACUCGACAGAAUCUUUCUUGCCUGGAAUUUGCAAGGAAUUGAUUGGUUCAGCAUUAGAUUUCCUAAGUCAAAAUGAUGAGGAAAAGACUAUGGAAGACAGCUUAAUUACCAGUUUUCUUAAAAUUCAUUCUUGUAUGAUUGCCAUUUCCAAAGCUUAUGAACAACAAGAUGAAGAAAGUCAAGAUAAUUUUUUUUCGACUGACCGAGCAACUCAGUUAUUUUGUAUACAAAUGACAUCUGCUUUUGAACAGCUUGUUGUUCUAACCAAACAUUGGCUUAAUGAUUUUCCACAAUCUACUUCAAUACCUGAUGACGACUUGACACAGGAAGUUAAAAAAUUGGGAGGGUAUUUACAAUUGUUUUUGCAGGGAUGCUGUUCAGAUAUUUCCUCAAUGGUGAAUGAGGUUCAAAAGAAAAUUAUACAAACUGUGCUACAAGGAUUAAGAUAUGUCGGGCAGAUAGCAGUUCUUAAAGGAGCCAAAUUUCAUCUUUCAGAAAACAAUAGGGAUAAAAUGGUGAAUCUUCAGGAGGAUUUCAUAAAUGCUAUUUGUGAUGGUGUAAGGUUUGGUCUGAAUACUCUUUUGAAUUCUGGAUUAGAAAAAAUAAGGCAGCUUCUGCAUGAACUUGAACUCUUCAGACAACAAUGCUCACAAAAUAAGGUUCUAGAAAAGAUGAAAACUAAUGCUAUGGCAUUGACCAGAUUCUUUGAAAAUACCAUUGCUGAUUGGAAAAAGAAGGGUUUUAGAGCUCAAGUUAAAGAAGAGGAAUCGGUAUACCAAGGUGCGGAGAAGCUAAUCAAUUUUGCUACAGAAUUCUUGAAGUUGAAGCAUUGCUUAGAACAAAUUAGUCAAAUUGUUAUUUCUACAUUAAAAGGAUUAGGAUCCUCCAGUGAUGUUAUUCUGCUCAAGAAUUGUGUUGAAAAUAUUUGUAUCUUGGCCAAACAUUUUAAUGAUAACUUCAGUCUGUUUACAUCACUUUCGGAUUCAACAAGUGCCCAUGAUGAUAGAAUAUCUGAUGUUGACUUCAGGGAGAUACAAUCUCUAGCCAAAUCACUUCUCUUGGAUUUUGAAUCUGAAGAACAACUUUAUUUGUUAAAACCCAAGGAAAUAUCUAAACAAAAUAGUAAGGAUGAAGAAAAAUAUAAACUAAUAAGAACCGAUGAACCAAAAUAUGAUUGUAAAUUCCAGAUUCCAUCUUCUGCUCUUUGCACAGAGGAACUUUCACCUAAUAAUAUUGAGUGGGUAUAAACUCAUAUGUAUGUAUAUAUUAUUUUGUGACUAUCAAAGAAAGAAAAAGAAAAUUUGAUUAGUCCCUUUGUUAAUAUAGGAGAAAAGUUAGCAUUAAAAACAUAUACCUGAAGAAUAUGUUUUACAUGUUAAGUAUUAUGGAAUCUUUAUUUUAAAAGAAAUAAAUGUAUGUAUGUGAUACCCACAAAGCCACUUGACAAUUUUCUCCCUUAUGUUAAAACAGCAAGCACAUCAAAGAUACUUUAUUAAAUAAGCACUUAAUUAAUUGUGACUUCUUGGAAUUUUGUAAACAAAAUCCCCAAAUAUUUAUGACAAAGUGAAGUAAGGAAUCCAAGACCAAACUUGUGGUCAUCACGCCUUUAGUCUCCGAUAGAAUUAUUUUGCUUUAUGGUGCUAGGAAUUUGAGGUUUUGAUACUAGCUAUUAAUCAAAGCUCAGUAGUUCAAAAUUAGCUUUUUUAGUGGUUCCCUAAAGGUGGAAAAUAUCAACAGUUGAUGAAAUGUGUUUGUAUAUAUUUUCAGCUAAAAAGAGUUUGUGAAAACCUGAAAAUAAGAGGAAAUAUGUCUUUUAAGAGGAUUGGUAAUGAGAACAUAGCUCUAGUGAUUUAAAUUUAAAUUGUAACUAUUCUUCUCAAGCUCUUGCAUCAUUUUUUAAAAUAAAAUACUCAGGAGUAUAGUAAUCCUAAUUUUCCCUAGCUAUAAAGAUGAUUACCAAAAUAUAUGUAUUUUAUACGCCUACUUUGUUAAACUCUAUCGAUUUCUUCCUAACCCUACUAAAAGGGUCAGUGUUUAGGUAAGUGGUAGGAAUGAAUUUUCUGUUAUAUUUGCUUUUUUAAAGGUGUGUGCUUAUUUACUGUUUAUAGGAUCUUAUGAAUGAAGGUAAUGUCUGAAUUUUCAUCUAAGUAAGAAAAUAUAGAAUACUUUUGUGCAUAUAUUUAUAGGACCCCUUAUUUUGGUUUUUCAUAAUCUUCCACUUUCUCUUGAUGGCUAUAGGACUAUAUGUUCAAAUCUUUAAAUCAUUAAUGUUUAUAAUUAAUAUUAGGUCUCAUUUUCUUGUCUUAGAGAGUCAAUUUGGCAUUGACUCAAAUGCCAAAUGAGUCUUUGUUUCUUCAAAGAGUUUUAGUUAACUGAAGAAAACCAGUUUUUCAUCAAAUAUUCAAAUCUACAUCAUAAUAGGGAGUACAUUUUCUUUCUUUUUUAGUAGUUCUGUUAUACCUAAUUAAAAAUCACAUCCCGAUGCCAGAAUCUCAGCCUGCUACUGAAAGAACCUAAGGAAUCAAAGGUAGGACUUUUCACAGAUGGCACAGUUGUUUCAUUAUGGAUUUAAAAGAAGAAUUUAUAGUUGCAUGGAAACUGAAGCCCAUGAGAUGCUUAGGCACAGGAACAUUUUUACUUGUAGGAUCUCAUGUAAAAGAUAAUUAUCUUUGAACUGUACAAGAAAUGUGGAUAAUUUGUGAUUCUGUGUUGGGUUGAAGAUACCAUUUUCAUGACAUCGAACAGUUCCUGGAAAGUAAUUCUUUUAAACAACACAAGCACUUUGCCUCUUUUCCUUUUAAAUACUGGUAUAGCACAUUACUUGCCUAGCAGAAAUUGGCUGUUUGGUAUAAUGCAUCUAUUUGAUAAUUGUUUUAUUAAUCAGAAAUUUCUAAUGAGCUUCUGCCAUCAUACCUUAGUCAUUACAUGAUUACAUGUUAUUUUCAUUAUGUGCCAAAUUGAAUUGGCUUUCUUGCAUUUGAGUUGCAUUUUUUUCUAAGCCUCAACAUGAUAUUUUUAAUAAAAUCUUUGUACUGUAAUUUCACCUCCAAAAAUAUUCAAAAAUCUAAAUAUUUAUGCAUGCUUUAUUUUUUGCUUAAAAGUAGCAUCAUUUAUUGUGCCUUAAAGUAUCAACAUAGUAAUUUACUAUUUCAUAUGACCUCCCUAAGACAGGUUUCAUCUUCAUAUUCAUUAUUUUAAUCUUUGCUUCCACCCCUCUAAACCCAGGACUACAUUGGUCAAAACUUUUUAAGUCAAAUGUGUAAAUUUUUUGUACAUAUUUAUAUUCUAAAUUCCUAAAGUCCCUAUGUUUGAAUGGGCUUUGAAACAUAUAUUUUGUUAUUCAGAAUCAUGUUUAUAACUGUAAAAUAUUAAAACAAAAAUGCUAUUAAUAAAUCUUGUGAAA